Messenger RNA from Sciurus carolinensis (gray squirrel), 2100 nucleotides. RefSeq names its product myocilin (gene Myoc). Bases 128 to 1597 code for a protein of 489 amino acids. Lineage: Eukaryota; Metazoa; Chordata; Mammalia; Rodentia; Sciuridae. The record is from RefSeq and is a predicted model, not a curated record. The transcript has 3 exons. Gene Ontology annotation, biological process: osteoblast differentiation; signal transduction. Gene Ontology annotation, cellular component: Golgi apparatus.
GCUCAGGCAUGAGCCAGCAGGGCCACCCAUCCAGCCACCUCACGGGGCAGCAGAGUUUCCAGAGGAAGCCUCACACAGCCUCUGCACGCAGGUCCUCCUGCACAAUUGCUGCAGCUGUGGGUCCAAGAUGCCUGCUCUCCAGAUGCUACUUCUGGCCUGCCUGGUGUGGGGAACGGGGGCCAGGACAGCCCAGCUCCGGAAGGCCAACGAUCGCAGUGGCCGAUGCCAGUACACCUUCAGUGUGGCCAGCCCCAGUGAAUCCAGCUGCCCGGAGCAGGGCCAGGCCAUGUCAGCCAUCCAGGAGCUACAGAGAGACAGCAGCACCCAGCGUGCAGACCUGGAGUCCGCCAUAGCCCGGCUCAGCUCCCUGGAGAGUCUCCUCAACCGACUGACCCUGGGCCAGGCUGCUGGGCCCCAGGAGACCCAGGGGGGGCUGCAGAGAGAGUUGGGCACCCUGAGGAAGGAGCGAGACCAGCUGGAGACCCAAUCCAGGGAGCUGGAGGUGGCCUACAGCAACCUCCUCCGAGACAAGUCAGCUCUAGAGGAAGAGAAGAGGCGACUGGUGCAGGAGAAUGAGGAUCUGGCCAGGAGAUUGGAAAGCAGCAGCCAAGAAGUAGCCAGGCUGAGUCGGGGCCAAUGUCCCCAGACCCGGGACACCCCUCGGGACGCACUGCCAGACUCCAGGGAAGCUUCUCAGUGGAAUUUGGACACUCUGACCUUCCAGGAACUGAAGUCGGAGUUGACCAAGGUCCCGGCUUCCCAGAUCUUGGAGAGUCCCUCUGGCCGUCCCAGGAGUGAAGAGGGAGAUGAUGGAUGUGGAGAACUGGUUUGGGUAGGAGAGCCUGUCACCCUGAGGACCGCGGAAACAAUCACGGGCAAGUACGGAGUGUGGAUGAGAGACCCCAGGCCCGCCUUCCCGCACACGCGGGAGACCACGUGGAGGGUGGACACCGUGGGCACAGACAUCCACCAGGUUUUCGAGUACAGCCUCAUCAGCCAGUUCGUGCAGGGCUACCCUUCCAAGGUGUACGUGCUGCCCCGGGCCCUGGAAAGCACGGGCGCGGUGGUGUACGCGGGGAGCCUCUACUUCCAGGGGGCGGAGUCCAGAACCGUGAUCAGGUACGAGCUGAACACCGAGGCAGUGAAGGCGGAGAAGGACAUCCCUGGAGCCGGCUACCAUGGACAGUUCCCGUACUCCUGGGGCGGAUACACAGACAUCGACUUGGCUGUGGACGAGACCGGCCUGUGGGUCAUUUACAGCACCGAGGAGGCCAAAGGAGCCAUCGUCCUCUCCAGAAUGAACCCAGAGAGCCUGGAGCUUGAACAGACCUGGGAGACCAACAUCCGUAAGCAGUCGGUCGCCAACGCCUUCAUCAUCUGCGGCACCCUGUACACGGUCAGCAGCUAUUCCUCGGCCGAUGCCACGGUCAACUUUGCUUAUGACACAGGCACAGGGGUCAGCAAGACCCUGACCAUCCCAUUCAAGAACCGCUACAAGUACAGCAGCAUGAUCGACUACAACCCCCUGGAGAGGAAGCUCUUUGCCUGGGACAACUUCAACAUGGUAACCUACGACAUCAAGCUCUCCAGGAUGUGAGAGGCCCCAAGCCCUACCAGCAAAGGCAGGAGGAGAUACGGUUCAGGACAUCAGAGGGAUGUGGGCUGCGGGGACCCUGACCCAGCAGCUCCUCCCGCUUUCCUCCUCAAUGCAGAGGAACGUGCGCAGUCGCCAUGGUGAGCAGGGACAACCAUCUGAGGGCUGGGACAGCUUUGUAGUAGGAUAGAUAUUCUUCUCUUCUGUCAGCUUUUAAAGGGAUGCUUGUCCAGGAUAGUUCAAGGUUCCGUAAAUCUGGGGCAAGAGCUAAAGGCCUGGUGGUUUCUUCAUAAAACCAUCACUCUUGCAAGUUGCUCAGCUCCCAUGAGCCACGACAAGAGCAGCAGUUCUGAAGGAAGAGAAGAGCCCCCUGGCCUGCACUGAGCUUCCACAGGAAACGUUUAGCGAUGUUCUCUACCACGGGCUUCUAAUGCUUCAGGAAGAAUUCAGUUGCGUAUCAUAUAACCCUUUGCCUCAGAAAAUAAAAUAAUCAUAUAUGACCUUAU